AUGUCCGAGGAAUAUGUAAAGGGAUACGCUAUUCGUCGAAAUAGCACAUGCGAGACCGGCGAAAACCAAUGUACGAAAAAAGCGACAUGGGGUGACUACCAGGCGUUUUGUCCUGGAAAUUCUUUCUGCUUUGAUUCCGAUACUGGAAUUCCCAAUAUCAUAUGUUGCGACAAUCACAACAAUUGCACGCAAGCUAUAUCAGUCGCUCCAGCAUGUGCUGACAGGAGCUGGAAUCUAUUCGACGGGAAUGGUUCUUUCUGCUGUGAUCAAGGAGAGUCGGGAUUUCGUGUUGAAAAUAGAGUUUUGGUUGGUUGCUCUGAGGCAACAUCCCCGGGAAAUGCUAGUUUCAUCACCUUGCCAACGAUAUCGGUCGGUAAAUCUGUCGCAAGUUCAACAGCGACGUCUUCAUCAUCGCCCUCUUCAUCAUCGCCCUCAUCCCCAUCAACCUCGAAAGUAGCAUCAAACAGCUCGAGUGCUUCCUCGUCUACCAACGUAGGCGCAAUCGCUGGUGGUGUUGUUGGCGGCGUUGCUGGCGUAGCUGCUAUAGCUGCCAUCCUCUUUUUCUUCGUUCGGCGCCGCAAGCAACAAAAUACCCAGACACUAGCCCAGACACCGUAUUCGCCUCCAGUGUAUUCAGAAGUCGGGGCUGGCCUACCCCGAAAGGAGCUUGAUGGCCAAACAAGAUCAGAGAUGGAUGAUACCCCUCUUCGCGAACCACAAGAGUUGCCGACAAGCCAUUGA
Messenger RNA from Penicillium roqueforti, 741 nucleotides. RefSeq lists its product as uncharacterized. The record is from RefSeq and is a predicted model, not a curated record. The coding region runs from base 1 to 741 and encodes 246 amino acids. Lineage: Eukaryota; Fungi; Ascomycota; Eurotiomycetes; Eurotiales; Aspergillaceae. The transcript has 2 exons.